Molecule: messenger RNA, 1563 nt
Organism: Penicillium cinerascens
Lineage: Eukaryota; Fungi; Ascomycota; Eurotiomycetes; Eurotiales; Aspergillaceae
Product: Zn(II)2Cys6 transcription factor
Exons: 2
Coding region: 1-1563 (520 amino acids)
Biological process (GO): positive regulation of transcription by RNA polymerase II
Cellular component (GO): nucleus
Molecular function (GO): DNA-binding transcription factor activity, RNA polymerase II-specific; transcription cis-regulatory region binding; zinc ion binding
Source: RefSeq, a predicted model, not a curated record
AUGGCGCCAACUGGCGGCGGAACGACGAAAAGGAAUGUUCGCAUAGAUUCCCUGCCGUCGGAUCGCGAGAUAGCGGACAAGGAUUGCCGCCAGUGCAGUACGCGCCGUAUCAAAUGUGAUCGGUCUAUGCCACAUUGUUACAAGUGCUCUAUUCGCGGUCUCUCUUGCUCUGGGUUCCCUCUCGUUCAUCUGAGAUGGGACCAGGGCGUGGCCAGCAGAGGAUAUCUCACCGGCAAGCGGUUACCACUUGUAGAGAACAUUCCUUCCGUGACUGACGAGGAAGAUGUCUCAUCUCCCAAUCCUGGCUUGGCCAUGUCGCCUCAAGGCAUUUUGAUAAAUAAUUCGCAUUUAAUAAGGGAUUCGGAGCUCGCAAACCAGCAGCUAUCACGUUCUCUUUGCGACAAGCUGCUCUUACACUUCCUCACCAACGUCGCUUCUCAUUUAACCUGGAUCGACGGUCCAAGUAAUCCAUGGAGGAGUCUCGUCCUACCUCUAGCACGACGAUCUGCGUGUCUCCGCUUGGCAAUCCUGGGUCUAGCAGCGGCCCAUCUAUCUGCCACUUGCGCUGAAUUCGAGCGAUCUUCGACUCACUUGCAAAUCAAUCAGCGUCUUCGAAAUGAAGCCGUCGGAACUCUGAGUAACAAGAUGCAAAUUGAGCGUUCUGUAAAUUCCAUCUCGGUCGGGGAAGGCUUCCUCGAUUUCUCUCUAGUCGAGAUGCUCGCCUCAAUGCUUGUUCUUUGUUACGGAGAACUGCACAUUCCGGGCUCGACCGACUGGAAGCUCCAUCUUCGUGCGUGCCAUGCUAUCAUCGAAAGGCAUCAUCUCAAAAGUAUGCGAGAGCAUUCCGAGGACACAAUAGCCAAAUUCCUGAUCAAGGAAGUUAUUGAUCUGGAGACUUUUGGCAACGUCUCGACCUUUACGGUAGAACUGGAUCCUAGUGUGAUGAUGACCUGGCCUUCGGUGUUUGAUGGCCAUUUCUGGGACUUCACGUCUUUGACCAAUGAGAUUACGGUGGCCGAAAGGUCUCAUCAUGCGCGUUUCGACAGAAGCGAUGGUCCCGUGCAAGCCAACAUGGGGUAUUGGCAUGCGAAGCUCGAGACGGCGUACAGUAGAGCUACGGUGUUGAUUUCAUCUUUUCCAGAAGAGGAAGCAGUCAAACGAAAGCGGUUUCGCGCUAUCAUAGAAGCGCACUAUCACGCCUGUCUUAUCUACAGCUACCAAGCUCUUACAUCUCACAUAGAGACGGCCGAGACAGUGCGGUCAUACGUUGAUCUUCUUUGGCAUACCAUUCUAUCUGCAACAACCGAGCCAGGGCCAACGUUCGCCCACGAUAUUUUCUUUCCUCUUUUCAUCGUUGGCACUGAAAGCCAAAAUGGCAAAUGGCGACAAGCUCACAUUGAGACCCUUUUCCUGCAGUCUAUAGUCACGACUGGAUUCUGGUGCAAUCAUGCCGCCUUGCGAUUCCUUCGCCUUUUCUGGGAGAGUGAUAGCGACGGACACGAAAGCUGGAUUCAAUUCGCGCGACUCAACGAGCAAGAGAUCGGAUCAUUCUUUGUAUUUUAA